Rodentolepis nana is the source of this 687-nucleotide messenger RNA. The record is from the annotation of a GenBank genome assembly. Lineage: Eukaryota; Metazoa; Platyhelminthes; Cestoda; Cyclophyllidea; Hymenolepididae.
AUGGAAUCAGCAAAUGUUGAAGCUCAAAGUCAAAUCGCAUUUCCAAUUGAAACAGUCAUAGGUGUCAAAAAGGAAAGAUUGGAUAUGGAAUACGCGUGGAUGCAAAAUAAUUCGCCUGAAAUAUUAUCCCUUAAUAACAAUAUGCCUACCGGACCCUACAAUGGAAAUUUAUUUCCACAGCAGUGUUUUCUCGCCUCAUUUAUUAUUCCUUAUUUGUAUAAUGCGUACUGGGUACCUGUUCAUCCCAACUUUCCCACUCCAAAUGUUGCUCCUCAUUAUUUUGAUGAAAAUCAAGGUUCAACAACCACAAAAACGACAAAGCCGGCGCGAAUUGUUGCUGGACCUCCGUUCACCGAAAAGGCAUCUCCAAAACAUAUUAAACAACCGUUCGGUCCUGAGGGGGCGAAUAUUUACAUUAGCCAUCUGCCCAAAUUAGUAGAUGACGAAUAUCUACGUUCCCUAUUUGAGCCAUAUGGUCGAGUUUUGAGUACAAAAGUGAAUAUAGACAACAAAACUGGAGAAAGCAAAGGAAUCGGCUUUGUGAGUUAUGAUAGCCGUGAAGCCGCUCAACGCGCCAUUGGAGCCAUGAAUGGAUACCAAAUUGACCACAAGCGACUUAAAGUUCAGUUAAAACGCUCUACAGCAAAAAAAGUAGCGCAAUCCAAGAAGGAUAAGGAAGAUCAUUAG